Molecule: messenger RNA, 2682 nt
Organism: Saitoella complicata NRRL Y-17804
Lineage: Eukaryota; Fungi; Ascomycota; Saitoellomycetes; Saitoellales; Saitoellaceae
Exons: 2
Coding region: 1-2682 (893 amino acids)
Biological process (GO): protein localization to plasma membrane
Cellular component (GO): plasma membrane
Source: RefSeq, a predicted model, not a curated record
AUGCCCAACAUCUGCGUCCCAAAACACCAGCGGCUCAUCCGCAACUGCUACCCCAAGGGCAAAGCUCCAGAGAAGCACCCUAAUAGCAGCGAGCUGUCAUAUUUAUGCUAUUACGCGUCAACAAGACCGUCGAAGCUGCAGAAGGUCGGGAAAUAUCUGGAGAAGAAGGUCGCGAAGGACGUGUACUACAGACGGACGGGAGAUGUAAUCGUCUCCCUCGACAUCUGCCGCGCCCUAAUCCUCAAGUGCACAAACGACCUGAACCUCUUCGCAUCCUACAUCCUCUCAAUCCUCCACCCUGUCAUCACCUCCGGCGACCCAGGCCUCAUCGCGCAUUCACUCCCAUGCUUCACCACGUUCGUGACGCAUCUGGAUGCCAGUAUCGUUGCUAUGGAUCCAGAGUUUGCGAGGAAGGCGGAUGAGGUCGUGAAGUUGUAUACGGCGUGUGCGGUUAGGGGGGAGGGACCCACGAGGGUGGGCAGUGGGAGGCCGGGGACGAGUGGGAGUGGGAAUAUUUCGAGUGCGGCGCAGGCUGCGCAGUGGAGGGAGAUUGGAUUGACAGCCAUCAAGGGCGUGUGCGAGUCUUCUACGCUCUUCGCUGUCCGCACACAGUUUCUGUUGGCGCAGGUCGUGCCGGGCAUCCUAGCCAACCUGCCCGCUACUGCGGAAGACGACGAGGAGGGCGAACCCACAUAUCUCAGAAAGUUGAAUGAGCGGGUCAACAACCCACGGAGUCCCUCUACGAUUGCCCCGCCUACACUCGCUUCGGCAGCUCCCGUGACCCCGGGAGGACAACCACUGGCGCGACAUUCGAGUUCGUACUCCCAACGCAGAUCGAUGACGUUAGAGGACCCGAAUGAGCCGACUGCGACAUUGGCGUUACAGGCUUUACACACCAUUUUCGACCGCGCCUCCGCACCUCAAGUCCGUCUCGCAACUGACGCACUCCUUCAAACCCCUACAUACGGUCUCCUUUAUCAAACAGAUCGAAAUGGGCAGGGCACGGAGGAGUUGUUGGAUAUGUGUGCGCGGUGGACACCCGUCGAGAUUCGGUUCUUGAUUUUGAGUGAGUUGUUGGAGAUUCUUGUGCAGAAGAGGGAGAUGGCGCAUAAGGAACGGGUUGUGAAGCUCAUGGCGGCUCUGUUGGGGAGUGAGGUUAACUUGGUUGGGUUGGCUGUCUUGGAUGUGCUCACCACCCUGCUGGAGGAGAUCAUCGCACACGUCCGUUCACACCCGCAAGACACGAAGGGAAAGGAUCCGGUAUUGGCGGGGUAUGUCAGUUGUAUUGGUGGAUUGGCGAGACAUAUUUAUUACUCGGAACAGAUCGUGGAUAUGUGUGGUGCAAUCCUUCUGCGACUACAACCCACCAUCCCGGAGAUCGUGGUGGAUAGUCCUUUGGCGACGGGUAGUGAUAUCCCUGAGGCGCAUCUGGAGCAGUCGAAUAUCCAGUUACCGGGAUUACAAACGAUGAAAUAUGUUGGGCUAAAAUGCCUGAAGGAGAUUCUGGUUGCGGCGAAUAAGGCGAAGAUCGGGGUUGCUGUUGAGAGGAGGCGGGUAGGGUUGGGCGCUUGGAAGCGGAGUUUGGGGUUGAUUGGAGAUGAGAAGGGGGAAGUGAGGGUUGGGUAUGUGGAUGCGUUGUGGACGUGGCUGGAGGUUGAGUAUUCCCCUUCUCACUCUUCGACGGGUAUCGUUGUGGGCCCGGGGGCAGCGGCUGGGGUUGCGGAGUUUGUGGGUGCGGUACAUAGCGCGGCCUAUGCCCUGUUAACCCGAGAGCUAGGCGUGGAUGAGAGGGAUGUGGCGGCUGUGUAUGCGCUCAUGACGAAGCUUUUGGAGCGCUUCGGGGAUGCGGCUGCGAAGGAUGGGAUUAAUAUGGUGCUUGCGUUGCAGGAGGAACGAACCGUGACUGCGCCUGUGCACAGUUUGAUUGGGGGGUAUUUGGAGUACGCUGCGGCUAAACUCGGGCUGGAGGGGUUGAUGGGGUGGUUGCACACGGAGAUUAGGGAGAGGGAAGGAAGAGGAGAGUGGUGUGGUCUCAUUACCUCCACACCGGUUCCGCCUGCUGCGUUGUCAGGGACACCGAUGAGUCAGUCUGCGACGUUGGCGGUAGCGAAGCCGGUACCGUAUCAGCGGGACACUGUGGUAGCGUACUUGCCGGAGUGGUUACGGGACGCGAUGAACGUGCCAUGGGCUCCGAAGACCUAUGAGGACUCAUUCUCGAUUAGUGAGAGUGGGUCGAUUCGUUCGUUGAGCAGGAGUCGGGCGGGGAGCGUUACGCCAAGCGUAAGUGCGCAGCCACCUACCACCGGUCGCAGUGAGCAAGGAAGUCCGAGCAGAAGUGUCAAUGAGGCGAGGAGGGUCAAUGGCGCAGGGGGUGACAGGAAUAGUACGAGCUUGAAGGUGGACGAUUUGCGACGGUUGUUGUUGACGAAACCCGUUGAGAACGCUAAGCAGAACCGGAGAGUUGUGAGCCAGAAUUUCUUGGGUUUGGACGAGGAGAAGAGGGGGAGGGAAAGCGAAAUUCCGCGUCCGGCGACAGCGAAUGGGCUUGGGCUUGAGGAGAAGCCUUCUAUGACGAGGUUGACAAGCUAUGAUGUUGACAGGUUGUUGGAUGAUCUUGAUAUUGGAGACAAGGGAGGUGUUGUUGGGACCAAUGCUGGGGUGGUGAAGCCGCCGUAUGCAUAA